Apodemus sylvaticus (European woodmouse) is the source of this 5255-nucleotide messenger RNA. RefSeq names its product RNA binding motif single stranded interacting protein 2 (gene Rbms2). Gene Ontology annotation, molecular function: poly(U) RNA binding; poly(A) binding; mRNA 3'-UTR binding. Gene Ontology annotation, cellular component: cytosol; nucleus; ribonucleoprotein complex. The transcript is spliced from 17 exons. The record is from RefSeq and is a predicted model, not a curated record. Lineage: Eukaryota; Metazoa; Chordata; Mammalia; Rodentia; Muridae. Bases 526 to 1758 code for a protein of 410 amino acids.
CCUGUUGGAAAUGAAAGUUAGGAGUUGGGGGUAGCCGUGCACGUAUUUAUUCUGCAGCAUGCCCGCACUGUCUGUUCUGUUAUCACAGCAAAGCAGCCGCAGCAGGAAAAACAGAGAGCAGAGCUUUGUUUUAGAGAGAGUCUGGGCUUAAUGUCUGUUGUGACAAAGACGGAGUUAAUUUACUUCUGGAGAAUGUGUGUGGCGGCAGUGGGAGGCCUGAGGAGGGGCUCUGAAGGCAGUCAGUCUCCCUCCCUGUUCUAGGUGGAUGGGUAGGCUUCCUCGGUAUCACUCUUAAGUUUUCUUUUCUUGUUACAACGCCUCCUUCGAGGGCAUAUUGGAGCUCAGAGACAACAGCCUAACUCUGCGGACGUCAUUCAGCUGGGCUGUAAAUUCCACACGUGCUUCAACUAAGCCUAUGAAAAACAAACCAGAACGGAACACCGCGGGCAUUAGGACCCAGUGGAAGCGGCUUGUCCUGACUUUGGGUUAACUUCUCUCAGUGACCUCCGUAACAGUAAGGAAAAAAUGCUGCUAUCAGUGACUUCCAGGCCUGGGAUUUCGACUUUUGGCUAUAACAAGAACAACAAGAAGCUAUAUGUGGCUCAGCAGAUGGCACCCCCGAGUCCAAGGAACAGCACUCCUAACAGUGGGGGUGGCGGCGGCGGAGGCGGGAAUGGCGGGAGCGACCAGCUGAGCAAAACCAACCUGUAUAUCCGAGGACUGCAGCCAGGCACCACUGACCAGGACCUUGUCAAGCUCUGCCAGCCGUAUGGCAAGAUUGUCUCCACUAAGGCCAUCUUGGACAAGACCACAAACAAGUGCAAAGGCUAUGGCUUUGUGGACUUUGACAGUCCAUCCUCAGCACAGAAGGCUGUAACUGCACUGAAGGCCAGCGGUGUGCAGGCACAAAUGGCAAAGCAACAGGAGCAAGACCCUACAAACCUAUACAUCUCCAACCUCCCUCUGUCAAUGGAUGAGCGAGAGCUGGAGGGGAUGCUGAAGCCCUUUGGCCAGGUCAUCUCCACCCGGAUCCUUCGAGACACCAGUGGGGCCAGCAGAGGGGUCGGCUUUGCAAGGAUGGAGUCCACAGAGAAGUGUGAAGCCAUCAUCACCCACUUUAAUGGAAAGUAUAUAAAGACGCCCCCUGGAGUAGCAGCUCCUUCUGACCCCUUGCUUUGCAAAUUUGCUGAUGGUGGGCCAAAGAAACGACAGAACCAAGGAAAAUUUGUGCAAAAUGGACGGGCCUGGCCAAGGAAUGGAGACAUGGGUGGUAUGGCCUUGACCUAUGACCCCACCACAGCUCUUCAGAAUGGGUUCUACGCAGCUCCUUACAGCAUCGCCCACAGCAGGAUGCUUGCCCAGUCUGCACUAGCCCCGUAUCUUCCAUCUCCCAUGUCUUCCUAUCAGAGAGUGACUCAGACAUCUCCUCUACAAGUACCUAACCCAUCUUGGAUGCAGCAGCAGUCGUACCUCAUGCAGCCCUCAGGCUCGGUUCUGACACCAGGGAUGGACCACCCCCUUUCUCUCCAGCCCGCCUCCAUGAUGGGACCUCUUACCCAGCAACUGGGUCACCUGUCACUCAACAGCCUGGGCACGUUCAUGCCAACAGCUGCUGCUAUGCAAGGAGCUUACAUCUCCCAGUACCCAGCUGUGCCUUCUUCCAGUGUUUCUGUUGAGGAGAACAAUGGUCAGCAGAAUCAACUGGCAGUGGAGCCCCCCUCAGACCAUGGGGUCUAUCCUUUCCAGUUCAGCAAGUAAUGAGAAAUGAACUCUUGGAGAUGCUCCCAGAAGGAAGGUUUAGCAAGUUACAAGCCUAGCUGCAGACUGUGCGGAGCACUAACACUGGCUGUCAUCCCCGCACAGGUCCAUGGGGGAAGAAGCCCACGCACUCCUCCGCCGGCCAUUUUCCCCACUGCUGAUGGAACCUGAGGAAUCACGUUGUUUUCGAAUGUGCUACAUUCAAGAUCAAAAAGACUUUUUUCUUUUGCAAAAGAAGUUUCUUGCUUUGUAUAUAAUUGCAGCGAAUCUUUCUCUUACCCCAGAGACACCAGUUGAGCUGCUUCUCGUCUUCAAGAGGUUUGGGUUGGAAUUGCUUAGAAAGGCUUUUAAAAUGAACAAGCAGAGUGCUGAAAAGUCAGGGAAGGAGCCCUGCUCACCAAGUUCAGUUCUGGGACUAUUUUCAAUUUGUCUUUUAAAUAUGCAGGCUUAAAUUUUUUGUUUUGCAAAGCUCUCAGCACACACUUUGUACACACACACACACACACACACACACACUUUUAGGCAGGGUCUCAUUAGUGCAGUCCUGGAUGACUGACAACGUAGACCAUGCUGGCUUUGAACUCACAGAGAUCCUCCCCACUCUGUGUGCACCACCCUACCUAGUAAUUUUUUUUUAAACUUCUCCACAUUUAUUUCUCUUGUCCAUUUAGCUGAGCCUGCCUACUUUGCCUUUUUACAAUUUUUGAUUUUAUGAAUUUGAUUUCAUGUGGAAUUGGGGGAAGGGAGAACAACGCAUAGGUAAAGAAGUGUGGACAGUGGAGAUGGCUUCCCCUCUGCUCUCCUGUCCUAGCAAAGAUUAGACUUUUACUUCAGGAAGCAGACUUGUGAUAACUGUGCAGCCUUUGGAAGCCACUUUCAACCAAAUCUGGUGGCGAGUGCCACUGAGAAGUGUCACCCAGCUUCAGCAUUCUGGGACACCUGUUCUGCCUCCUGCAGGGUCUUCAUCCUACCCCAGGUCUCAGCCCCCGCCCCUGCUGAGGAAGUUCUGCCCUCCAUCUGUCCUACUGUCCUGUCCAUCAUCCUUGAUUGCCAAGCCUGAGGAAUAUCAUGUGUGCUUGGCAACUAUUUGUUGCAGACUAAGGAUGCUCCACCUGACAGUAGACCCCAACCCCACUCCUCCAUCCCUUACCCCCUGGCAGUUAUCUGGUGCAGACUAAACCCCAGCUCAGCCCUCAACAUGGAGCCUGUUCACGUAACUGGCCAGCAGUGGCAUCACUGACUCUGCUUCCUGGAGAACCUUUUCUGCCUGGGUUCUCAGGGCCUCUCAUCCCAGCUGCACAUGGCUGUGCUCAGUGGUACUUAGCUGAAUCACUUAAUUCAGCAGGAGCCAUCUUAGCAGGGCUCAUCCUUGUUGUACGUACAUGCCAAGUGCACACAGUUUGAAGGUAUGAAAGCAAGAACUGUUGUGUGUACUGUGCAUGCUUGAGAAUGGACUGAGCUCUCUGCAGAGUGCCCAGCCCAGCCCUGGUGUGUUUGGACCCCUUCCCCGGGAACCAGAACAUCAGGAAUCAUUUCCCUUCUUGUGGACGGACAACAGGGUGCUAGGAUAGAAAAAGGCAAGACUCACCGCUCCCUGGCCCACAAAGGUCAGGAGGGACUUUUAAACAUGCCUGUCCUUAACUGUUGCCUUCUGCGAUGUGACUUGUUCGACCACAUCCCUUCACAGGCACACCUCCAGUAGACGAAGUAAGGGAGAUGGGGAGGUGUGUCUGGAGGCCAGUGUGAAGGGGAAGGGCAGACAAAAGUGUGGUGGCAGUGAACAAGAGGCUCGGCAGCUGCGCGUGCUACAGAAUUGGGAAUCUGCUGCUGUGCAUUCCAGAGGAAGGGGCUGAGGACAGUAGAGAGCAUAAAGUACAAAAUGACCGGUUUUCUCAUUGGUGCUCAACCUCAGGAAGGUCAUACCCAGUUAGCGAUCUCUAGCCCUAGGUGACAGACCAGCAAACCCAGAGCUCUGUCCUGCGGACUAGGGAAGCCCUGUCUAUAAAGACUUCUUUCUUUCUUUCUUUUUUUUUUUCCUUUUUUGGUUUUUCUGAGACAGGGUUUCUCUGUGUAGUCCUGGCUGUCCUGGAACUCACUCUGUAGACCAGGCUGGCCUCGAACUCAGAAAUCCGCCUGCCUCUGCCUCUCAGAGUGCUGGGAUUACAGGCGUGCGCCACCACUGCCCGGCAAAGACUUGUUUCUUUUUCUGUAUGUAGUUCUAAAGCAUUUUGAAUGGCUGACAGUUUUAAAAUUUGAAAUUACCUUUUGAGUGUACUGGUUAGAUUCUAGUGUUUCUGGUUGAGCAGGUAUGAGCAUGGGAACCAAGGGCAACCUGUAAUUUUGUUUUUAUAGUGGUUAAUGGCAGUGUGUAAUUUCUGCUUGAUUUCCAUCCACUCUGUUUUCCUCAUUAGCUCAUUACUUAGGAAGGUAGUGACUGGAGACGGGAAGUAGGAUGCAGGGGUGAGCUGUAAGCCACCUCUCUAUCCGGACCCUGUUGGCAUGGCGGCCAGAUCGCUCUGCACUGCCAUUAGAGAGCGCACUAGAGCCACAGCUGGCCUCUCACUGACAUCUCUCAGGCUUGUUGGUUCAGACUACAGAUGGACUGGACUUUCAGACAGGUCCUGAUAUUACUUAGGGAUAUAUGGGAACAAUGAUGGGGACCAAGCUUGUGAGGAACUCCAUGAUGAAAGUGGGCUUUAUUUGCUCUGAGGGCUUUAGUUUGUAGUUUUUGUUCCCAUCCUUCCCAGUCAAGUGAUGCCAAGAGCAAUACAGUUGAGUAGGUGGCAGGCCCAAAUUCUCCUAGCGUUUUCUAGACCUGAAUUCAGAGGAUAAGGUGAGUCUAGACGUCUAUACAAUCUGUGCUUGUUAGACCGAUUCUUCCCAAUGCCAAGCAAGCCAACCACUCUACAAGUGCCUUGGAGCACCAGGAGAUCCCAGUAGUAGAUUCAGGGUCUGCAGGAGACCCUGCUGAACCUCCCUGGAGGUGGUCUCCAAGUGGCGGUGAUGCGAGAGCUCUGCUCUGAUUGUUCAAAAUAAGCAUUUCUUGUCUGAGCAAAUCCCCAAACUUCCUCAUCCUCAUUACUCAACUACCUCAGUCUCACAACUCAAGGCACACAAGCACCUACUCGCCUUCGUCUUCCUGCACUCUCCCUGUGUAACAAGCUAGGCCCUAGAGUAAGAACUGAGUGGUGCUGUGCAGUCUGAGAGGGAUGGAGUGGACGUCUCUGCUCCUGCCCCUCUGGGUGGGUCGGGUAAUGACUUCUAGAUGCACUCGUUACCCUGGAGAGAAGUUAAUUUAUACUUAAGAUGCAUUUUGUACAUUUCCCCUUUACCCAGAAACCUGUAGUUUUAUACUCUCCCAUGUAUGUCUGCACCAACACUACCUCUCGCUCACUCUCCGUGGCUGACUUCUGGUCCCAUUUCCUUCCUGUGACUUGGAAGAGCUUUCUUUGCUAACAUGAACCUCUUUUUUAAAUAAAACACAAAAGUCUCCUGUC